Messenger RNA from Helianthus annuus (common sunflower), 1009 nucleotides. Its product is annotated as syntaxin-124. The coding region runs from base 73 to 999 and encodes 308 amino acids. NCBI's taxonomy places the organism in Eukaryota, Viridiplantae, Streptophyta, Magnoliopsida, Asterales, Asteraceae. Gene Ontology annotation, biological process: vesicle fusion; intracellular protein transport; exocytosis. Gene Ontology annotation, molecular function: SNAP receptor activity; SNARE binding. Gene Ontology annotation, cellular component: plasma membrane; endomembrane system; SNARE complex. The record is from RefSeq and is a predicted model, not a curated record. The transcript has a single exon.
UUCUUGCUUAAAACUCUUUUCAGAAGAAGCUAAACCAAAAAUCUCUCCUCCCCAAUUCCCUUUCUAGACAACAUGAAUGAUUUAUUUUCCAAUUCCUUUAAGCAAUAUCAAGACUUAAAGAGACAAGCAUAUGUUGAUGACAUGGAGGCCGGUGGUGGUGUUGGAAAAGAAACAAUUGAUCUCGACAAGUUCUUCCACGAUGUAGAGAACGUGAACGAUGAUAUGAUGGUUGUCAACAAGCUCUACAAGAAGCUACAAGAGUCACAUGAGGAAAGCAAGAUGGUCCAAAAUGCUAAUAAGAUGAAGUUGCUUAGAUCUAAGAUGGAUUCGGAUUUUACACACUUGUUGAAGACAAUGAAGGUCAUCAAGGGCAAGCUAGAGGCCCUUGAAAAGUCUAACGUUGAACAUCGCAAGAUCCCAGGUUGUGGGCCUGGAUCAUCAGCUGAUCGAACGCGCACUUCAGUUGUUAGUGGUUUGGGUAAAAAACUUAAGACCAUGAUGGAUGACUUUCAAGAAUUACGGACCCAAAUAAAUGACGAGUACAAGGAGACUAUCGGAAGAAGAUACUUUACCAUCACUGGUGAGAAAGCCAACGAUGAGUUAAUCGAGAGCUUAAUAUCUAGUGGGAAUGGAGAAGAUUUGCUUCAAAAAGCAAUCCAAGAACAAGGUCGGGGACUAAUUAUGGACACGAUUUCUGAAAUUCAAGAAAGACAUGAUGCUAUUAUUCAUAUCGAGAAGAAUCUAAUUGAACUACACCAAAUCUUCUUAGACAUGGCCGUGCUAGUAGAGGCCCAAGGACAACAACUGAACGACAUUGAAAGUCAUGUGGCGCAUGCAAGUUCUUUUGUACGACUUGGGGCCGAGCAAAUAGUAGAAGCUAAAGAGUUGCAAAAGAGCUCGAGAAAACGUACUUGCAUCGCCGUGAUCCUCAUCCUUACUAUUGUAAUUUGUAUUAUGUUUUUCUUCCUUUUGUUACCAAAAUUGUUAAAUUUAGAGUAAAUUUUUUUAA